This is a messenger RNA of Rotaria sordida, 492 nucleotides long. NCBI's taxonomy places the organism in Eukaryota, Metazoa, Rotifera, Eurotatoria, Philodinida, Philodinidae. The record is from the annotation of a GenBank genome assembly.
AUGGAUAGUUCGAAUUUUAAUCAUAAUACAUCAAAUGUUGCGACAAUUCAACCGAGUCGACAUAAUUCUAAAUCAAUUGAUCCAUUAGCUAAAAUUCGUCCAAUAAUAUCAAAGAAACCACAUCUAGUACAAUCUUUACUUCGUUCUAAAACAAUUCAAAUUACAUCGGGAUUUAAAAUUCCUAAUACACAAAUUCAAUCAGCAAAUGAUCCAUCAUGUGAACCUUUAGUGACAAUUAGUGACAAUGAACAAUCUGAUGAAGAAGUAGAAGAUUUUGUUUUACCAAUACAAAAAUUAACCAAAGAAGAAUUACGUGAAGAAUUAAAAACAUUUCAAUCAACUAAUAAUACAACUCAUGCUUUACUUGCUAAUGAUAAUGAUGAUGAUGAUACAGGUGAAUUACAAUUCCGUACACAACAACCAUUGAAACGUUGUAUUUGUUGUGAUCAAUAUCCAUUUUCAUUUAAAAAUAGUUCAUGUAUAAUUUUAUAA